UUUACAUCGUCGAUUUUUACGUGUGUGUGCAGUGCAGUUACUUUACGACUUAAAUUCUUAUUACGUGGGCGUAAAACAUUUAGUGGCAUAUUUUUUAAUAAUUUUCAAUUGCUAAAAGUUAGUAAGAAAAUAUGGGACGUAAAAAGAAGAAGCAAUCAAGACCCUGGUGUUGGUAUUGUAAUCGGGAGUUUGAAGAUGAAAAAAUUCUUAUACAACAUCAAAAAGCAAAACAUUUUAAAUGUCACAUUUGUCAUAAAAAGCUUUAUACGGGACCAGGACUUAGUAUACAUUGUAUGCAGGUACAUAAAGAAGCAAUAGAUAAGGUACCUAAUUCUUUGCCAAAUCGAAGCAAUAUUGAAAUAGAAAUUUAUGGUAUGGAAGGUAUACCACCAAAUGAUGCAAAAGAGCAUGAAAGGCAAAGAAAUGGUGGUAGACCUGGUUCACCAAGUUCAGGUGAAGAUGAACCAGUUCGGAAAAAAACAAAGCCAGAAGGUUUAUUAGGUUCUGCACCAGGAGCAAUGCCUACAGGUUCCAACAUGAUGCCAGGUGUAAUGCCAGGUAUGGCAGCUCAUCCUGGUAUGCCACCAAUGGGACAGUUCCCACCACCCAUGCAUCAUAUGAUGGGACCUAUGGGUCCCGUAGGUCCACCUUUCAUGGGUCCUGGUAUGAUGCCUGGAAUGCCAGGUAUGCCACCAGGUAUACAACCACCAGUGUCAGGUGCAUCCAUACCGCCAACACGACCAUUAUUUCCAAGUGCGGCAGCUGUUUCAACAGCUGCAUCUACAUCUGUGACUUCUCCUUUAGGCACAGAUUUUAAACCAAUUACAUCAGUGGCUGGUGGAUCUAUAGGACCUGUUAAGCCAACAUUCCCUGCAUAUAGUAAUGCAGAUAGCAAUACUACGACUAAUAAUAAUAUUGGAAAUGAUCAGAAAGUAAAUCUUAUAGCCACUACUAGUGCUGCCAUUAAAAUCAUUCAUCCUCCAGAAGAUCUUAGCUUAGAGGAAAUUAGAGCAAGACUUCCAAAAUAUCAGCGUCGUCAAACUGAAGAAACUCGAACUGUACAAGCUGCUGAUGCCAAUCAGCAAGCUGCUGUAUUACAGCAACAACAACAACAGCAACAGCAGCAGCAACAAGCUGCUGCUGCUAAUGCAGCUGCUGCAUUUCAGGAUCAACAGCAGCGACAACAAGCGGCAUUAAAUGCACUUCAACAACAACAACAAAGAUUUCAGAGACCUCCACAAGCAGUAAUGGUUCCUGCAUCUGCAGCGAUGCCUGUUAGUUCUGUUGCAUUAAUGGCUCCGCUUAUGCGGCCCACUAUGACUCUAGCCGCACCAGCUCUGAUUCAUGGAGGUAACAUGAUGCGACCGCCCCCCAUGGGCCUACCACCAGGUAUGAUAGGAGCUUUGCCACCGGGAGCAAUGCAUCCGGCAUUCGCAGCUCCAAUGGGUUUCCCCGGUGCACCAAUGUUGGCUCCGAUGAUGCAUCCACGCUUCAGAUGAUCACCUCCUAUGGACGGGCCCACCCCGCCACUGCACUUCGUGCUCUGGGCCCGCCCCUAAAUUUGAUUAGGGUCCGGACCUGAUUGACAAGAAGAGGAGAGAAAAAGCACGCGUAAAACAUGUUAGCUCGCGUGGACACGCAUUGUUGAUCGGCCGCGGCUGCACUUGACGCAUCCUCUCCUACGAAGUUUACACGAAGUUAGCAAAAAUCUUUGUUUUUUUUUUAUAAUAUCAUUGCAAAACACACAUCACGUCAGUGCCUGAGAGGGUUUACCAGGUGCAGUGGAAACGGUCGGUCGUCCUCCUCUCCCCCGCCGCCCCGUCGCCCCGCCACCCAGCCCCCCCCCUCUCCCCUCGAUUUUUCUGCCUUCGGUAAUCAGAUAUCGAAUAAGUCCAAUUCUAUUAAUUCCCUUUUCUUCCACGCGUGGCGCGUGAUCGCGCGAUAUCAGCGCAACGACACUAACUUCUUCCCGAAGGAGUCUGAAGUCCCAGGUGAGCAACGAAAUAUUUUUUUUUUUUUGUUGUAAAAACAAUUUUGUUGUUUGCCUAAAAAAACGAAAACAAGGUGAUUUUGAUCCUUCGGGUUUUGAUUUAUCUUUUCUAUGGAUAUAUUUGUUGUUACGUUAUAUAAGAGUACCUGGUAUUGAAAUUGUAGUUAAUGAAAAGGAUGGUGGUAUUAUGUUGUUAAUGGCUGUUAAUGAGCACGAAAGCUUUCGCGUAGAGAAUUCGUACGCUACUAAUACAAAAAUCGUAUUGUUGCAAUUUUUUUUUUUUUUUUUACGUUGCUCAUCGUGAUAUACGAAAUCACGAAAUCAGCUCUGGAAGGUGUGUUUCAUAUCUUUCGGCUGAAUGUGUCUGAGUAGAAAGAAACUUCUAUAUACGAUUUUUCCGAUUUUUCGGUUGUCCUUUUAUUUUUACGGUAGACCGUUUCCACGCGCUGUUUCUCAGUCUCUGCACCAGUGUUCUCUUGGAGAGACGCGAUCGCGGAAAGGUGGCAUUUCACACUGCAGCUCAACAAACCACGAAAUCUUUUUUCUCUCUUAUCUAUACGUAUAUACAUAUAUAUAUCAUACAUAAUACCGUAUAAUAAUAUAUAUUAAACGUUUGUACAAAUUUUAAUUUUUUCCACUUUUUGAUUUCGAUCUCUGUUUUAUUUCUUUUUUUUUUUUUUUUUUUAAAAGUAAUCAAGUCAUCAAAAAAAAAAAAAAAAGAAAGUUUAUAUUUAAGCUGCAGCGUGAACAUUCUGUCGCCUCAGGUUAGUUUGUCACAACUUUUAUUUUGUUAACAUUCCAGAUCGAGUCGAUUUACUUUUCGCCACGUAUUUUUAUAUAUCUUUCCUCUUGUACAUACGUUUUUUUUCGCAUUUCACUCGUUGAUAAGAUAAAUUAUUAAAAGAUUCUCGUUUUCGAUAUUAU
Messenger RNA from Apis laboriosa (Himalayan honeybee), 2914 nucleotides. RefSeq names its product BUB3-interacting and GLEBS motif-containing protein ZNF207 (gene BuGZ). The coding region runs from base 132 to 1499 and encodes 455 amino acids. Gene Ontology annotation, molecular function: DNA binding. The transcript is spliced from 6 exons. The record is from RefSeq and is a predicted model, not a curated record. Gene Ontology annotation, cellular component: nucleus. NCBI's taxonomy places the organism in Eukaryota, Metazoa, Arthropoda, Insecta, Hymenoptera, Apidae.